AUGAGCAGAAAAGAUGAGACCGACCGGUCUGGCAGAUCAGAUAGGAUCGGGGACAACAUUGAUCCGAUCGAUGAGCCGUGUUUUCGCCUGGUUUGGGAAUUUCUUCCAGACCGAGUCGACCGCAGUUGCAGCAAAAAUUCCUGUUCAAAAGAUGUUGCAAUCCGCGUCCUUCGACACAUCCUGUCACUUUCCCACCAUCUGCAGUCGUUCGACACCUCGUCCCAGCGAGCUUCAUCGACCAUCGUCCGUUUCGCUUCGCUCUGUCCGCGAUUUGGUUCAACUUGGCCCCCUCCAUCCCCAGUACACUGGGACGAGGUGUCAAGGCUGCAGACGAAACCCUCGAAUCGUAAGUGUGGUCCUUUCGCGACCAACCCUCUCUCUCUCUCUCUUCGUCAGAUCGAGCGCAACACCGCAAGCCCCGUUGGAUUCCAAACAAGACAUUUCCUCUCUCAAAGGAUGACAUCUAUCCCAAUUAUCUCAGAGCUGUCCGUCAUCCUCCGGGAUGUUCUGGGGAGCGAGGAGCAAGAGUACUUUUUUUAG
Molecule: messenger RNA, 540 nt
Organism: Pseudozyma hubeiensis SY62
Lineage: Eukaryota; Fungi; Basidiomycota; Ustilaginomycetes; Ustilaginales; Ustilaginaceae
Exons: 1
Coding region: 1-540 (179 amino acids)
Source: RefSeq, a predicted model, not a curated record